Coccinella septempunctata (seven-spotted ladybird) is the source of this 1130-nucleotide messenger RNA. RefSeq names its product ubiquitin recognition factor in ER-associated degradation protein 1 (gene Ufd1-like). The transcript is spliced from 5 exons. The coding region runs from base 141 to 1058 and encodes 305 amino acids. Gene Ontology annotation, cellular component: VCP-NPL4-UFD1 AAA ATPase complex. The record is from RefSeq and is a predicted model, not a curated record. Lineage: Eukaryota; Metazoa; Arthropoda; Insecta; Coleoptera; Coccinellidae. Gene Ontology annotation, molecular function: polyubiquitin modification-dependent protein binding.
GACAUAUCAGAAAGAAGAAGGAAGGUGCUGUCAGUGAGGUUCUGUGAACAAAUAGAAGAAGUAAUUAAAUGGAAAAAGGAAACACUACAAGGAAUUUCAUACGUUUGCUGGGCAUUUAAUUAACAAUAAUUCGGUUAAAGAUGUACAGGGAUCGUAAUAUGGAGUUCCAGUUUGGAUUCAUGUUUCCCGAGAUCAAUCGAAACUUUAGUGUUUCCUAUUUCUGUUACUCGGUAGCUAUGCUACCGGGUAACGAAAGACAAGAUGUUGAAAGAGGAGGAAAAAUUAUAAUGCCACCAUCUGCGUUGGAACAGUUGACGAGACUGAAUAUUAGCUAUCCCAUGUUGUUUAAAUUGACAAAUAAGAAAGCUAACAGAGUUUCUCAUUGUGGUGUGCUUGAAUUUGUUGCUGAUGAGGGUAAAGUGUAUUUACCACACUGGAUGAUGCAGAAUAUGAACCUUAGAGAGGGAGACUCCAUUCAAGUGGAGAGCAUUGAUCUUCCAGUUGGAACCUUCUCAAAAUUCCAACCAGUUUCUCCCGAUUUUCUGGAUAUCACAAAUCCAAAAGCUGUCUUAGAGAAUUGUUUGAGAUCAUUUGCUUGUUUAACUAAAGGAGAUGUUAUUGCUGUAAAAUACAAUCAGAAAAUAUAUGAAUUGUCUGUGUUAGAAACAAAACCAGGUGAUGCUAUCAGUAUCAUUGAAUGUGAUAUGAACGUCGAAUUUGCUGCCCCUAUAGGAUAUAAAGAACCUGAAUUUCGUAAAAAAGAGGAUGAAGAGAUGGCUGUAGACCCUGCUGACCUCAUGCCAGAACCUUCGGGCUUUGUACCAUUUGGUGGUACGGGUAACCGAUUGGAUGGUAAGGUCCGCAAGGACUCAACAUCUUCAGAUAUGCCAGCUCCUAAAGCGACCUAUGUGAGGGGCAUCCCUGAUUAUGACUAUCAAAUUGGAACUAUCACUUUCAUGAGGAAAAGCACUAAAACCAAUAAUACUAAGGACAAGGAGGAAAAAGAUGAUUUUAAACCGUUCAGUGGUUCUGGAAAUGUUUUGAAGGGAAGGAUUUGACUUUUUUCAUUUAAGAUUCUUUAGAAUUUAUGUUUGAAAAACUUAUUUAAUCAAUAUAUAUCAUCAUCUGAA